Tripterygium wilfordii is the source of this 1936-nucleotide messenger RNA. RefSeq lists its product as uncharacterized. The record is from RefSeq and is a predicted model, not a curated record. Lineage: Eukaryota; Viridiplantae; Streptophyta; Magnoliopsida; Celastrales; Celastraceae.
AUGUGCUCCCCUUUUGUGCCGCAAAUUCUUUCUGGUCGAUCCUCUAAAGUUAGAGCAUUAAGUACUUUCUAUUUGCUUCACAGCACUAGUUGCACUUCUGAGAAUAAGGAUGCAGGAAACGGAAGGAUCUACUGGUCAUUGCCUGGUUUGGCAAUUAGUCAGGAUGGAGCAUUGCUUGAUGUUGCGUCUGAAAGGGAAUGUGAUUCUUCGUUUAUUGCCAAUCCACAAGCUGUCUACCAUGGCAAUGGUGAUUUGAGGAUGUACUGUCACUCUUUCAAUGCAGUGAACGGUCAUUUUGGGAUUGGGAUUGUGAGGUCUAGAGAUGGAAUUAAGCGGUUGAAGUUGGGGAAGAUAAUAGGAGCAUGCAGAAGCCGUGGCUUCGACGCAUUUGGCGCAACAGAUGCAUAUAUGGUGAGGGACAGUAAAGAUGGCAAGCAUUUGAUGGGAUAUGAAGGUGUUGCUGCAGAUGACAGUAGAGAUUCCCAAGUGACAGAUAAGGUAAACCAUAUGACUUUCCUAACCAUUGUAAUCCCACCAUGACUACAAACCACUUCAACAAUAAAUCAAAAUAAGCACAAGCGAAGUAACUCUGUAGCUAUUCUUUUAACAUUCAUUAGUGUAAAAAGUGUACUUAUAACAAACAUAAGGCCCCAAAUAUCAAAACCAUAACAUCUCAUGAACGAUAAUUUCCAACACAUAAAAUCGUUGAAAACUAGCAUGUGUUCCAGUGCUUUGUGCUUAUGCUCGCUCGACUUCCACCUGAAGGUUAAAGAAUCAUACACUUAAAACUCAGAAUUAUAUAAAAGCCACCAUAUUCAUUUAUAUCAAUAGGUUCCACUUCAAAAUCUUGGUUGCCAAGCUUUGUUUUAUCUUCACUCAAACCACAUGUUCUGAAUAAACUCUCAUAGAACAGAAAGCAGUCUUCCACCCCAGAUAGAUCCAACAGCAAUGAAUCUUAAAAUCCAAAUCACCGUCACCAACCACAUAUGAGCAUGGAUACAAUAUAAUCAAUCACGACAACGAAUAAAUAAAGAAAUCAUUGAACAGCUUGGCUGCGCACAAUUUUCUUAUCAACCUUGCUCAUUUUUAAAAAUAUAAAACUGAAAUAUGUCCCAAAUCCUACUUCAGCAUAGAAAACAAAUUUAACUAAAAAACUAAUGAAAAAUGACACUUCUAUUUUAUUAUAGACUUUCAGUACUUAAUUUCCGGGCAACAUUUUCUUCCCAAUGUGAAAUAAUAAAGUGAGUCGCAGUUUUCUAUCCAGCUCCUAAAUAUUCAAACAUGUAACUAACUCCCCAGCGGUAGAAAGACAUAUAUAGUAAUUUCAACCUCCCAGUGUAAUCCAUUUACUGAUUACUAACUAUUAUUACACAUCUUCAACAUCUGUCCUCCAAGGCUCCAAUAUUUUUCGAGAAAAGCACUUCCGCAGUUCCACUCUUGCAUCAUUCAGAAAAUUUUAUUUAUUUUUUGGAAUAUAACCAUGUAAGAUAUCAUACAAUGAAAAUCGCUGAAGAUCUUUAAAAAAAAAGAUCAUUUGCUAAAGAGGCUUCUAAGCUUUAAAUUUUUUUUUCCACAACAAAUAUACUGGUGUACACAACACUAAUUGAAGAAAAGAAGAAUUCAGAAUAUAGCCCAAGAGACAUUAGGAAGAGCCUCAUUAUGACGAUCUUAUUGAUCCCGUGGUGUGAAGAUCUGAUUUUCACAAAACUACAUAUAACAUCCGUAACUAGUGCAAAUAUGGUAGUCCAAAUGUAGCUCAAAUAAUAUUGGAAGACCCAUGCAAAUAUGCAGGUCACCAAGACAGUUUUCAGAUUGUUAAAAUAAAAAUGGAUCAUUCAAAAAGGGCAGAGCCCCCAUAAUUCAAAAUCAUCACACAAUAUUAUGGCCAAUCUCCAAUGCGUAAAGCAAAUAGAGAGCAUCGCAUUUAACCUCAAAU